Molecule: messenger RNA, 2135 nt
Organism: Rhinopithecus roxellana (golden snub-nosed monkey)
Lineage: Eukaryota; Metazoa; Chordata; Mammalia; Primates; Cercopithecidae
Exons: 1
Coding region: 23-979 (318 amino acids)
Source: RefSeq, a predicted model, not a curated record
ACCUUCCUGCCCCCCUUGCCAGAUGGGCUCCCCAGGCCUGCCUCCGACUGGCCCCUGCACCAAGCCCUUGACUCUGUUUUGGCUCCUGGUGCUGACAUGGGCUGGGACUCUCUUGAGUCCGCAUAGUCCGCAGCUACUACCGCCGUUGUCAGUGGACAGUGGGGGACCCCUCCACGAGUUACCGCCCCCCGUUUCCAGCGGUGCUGCCCUGGGUCCCAUCUCCAGGGAAAGACACUGCUCUCGCCAGGCUGCACUUCCGACAACGGCCAGCAGAGGGCGAGGGGCGGCUCCGACGCGGGUCCAAGGGCAGCUUCCCCCCUCAACCAGGGCACCAGGACAAGGUGGCUGUAGCUCGGAUGGAAGCAGAUGGAGGGGGUGGGGAUGGCCUGUAAGCGGGGGGUGCCCACCUGGCAGGGAAGCCCCAGGGAUAGCAGUUGGACUUCAGGUCUUGGCCAAGGCUGAGGGACUCUGGCUGCAGCGGAUCAGGGUGCCAGGUGGGCGAGAGUUUGGCCUGCAUGUGCCUCCCGCAGACCCUGGGGUGAUGGCCUUCCUCAUCCUGGCCAGGACACUGCCCCACGUUGAGUCCCACACAACAACCUGUGAGCCUGGCUCCCCAGGAGGGCCCCCAAACAGCUCCCAGGCACGUCAUAGGCAAAGCCUGUCCCCCCGGACUCAGGAUUCUCAAGGUCUGGGGUCCUGCUCACCCCGCUUUCCUCUCAUGCCCAGCCUGACCCCAGAUUUCAGCUGGGAGAGGCCACUUCCCUCAGCCAAGGAAAACGAGAACCCCCAGGGUACAGGAGGAGGCUGGCGCAGGUGCCCUUGGAUGUCAUUCCUGUCCCCCUGCCCAGGCCCACUCCCGCUGGUGCUGGGGUACACACUGGUGGGGGCCCCCUGCUCAGCCCAGCCUGGAGGGCCCCAGUGCUACCAGAACCAGGGGCACGGCAACAUCAUGGAUGGGUUCGGCAGCCUAGGGCCCUGAUGGGGAGGCAGUGUGUGUGGUGCACAGGAACCUGAUGUGGGGUCCGUGUGUGGGGCGCAGGGACCCCUCAUGUCCAGGGCACUUUGGUACACUGUCCCACAAGGCACCUGUCUCAGAGGAGGGGUCCUGGCAGGCAGCGGGGCAACUCCCUUCCGGAACCCAGCUCCAUGCUAACCUGCCCACAGCAACCCCACUGAGCCACAUCCCCAGCUGCACCUGGCCUGCAGGGGUGUCCCAGGACAGGCCCAAGCCAGCCCAGCGUACAGCUGCCCUCCUACCCUGAGGAUGGGAGUGGGCUUUCCAGGAGACAUAAGGAUGCCAGGCCUGGAUCUCCUGGGCAGGAAAGGGAGCAGAUCCUGAGGGCCUGUGUCCCACAGCCCCAGCACCAGGUGGACUGCAGUGCAGUGGGUGGGCCAGUGGCAGCCGGGGAGAAGCCCCCCCGUCAGCAGGCUGGGGUCUGCCUUUGAGGGUGCCUGCCAUGCCCUAGGGAAUCCUGGCAUCUUUAGAGGGCUGGAAGCAGGAGACAGAACAGUGUCUGUCCCGGGGUGACUUCAUCAGGAGACUGCCCACAGAGCUGGACCCCGCAGCUAAAGCGGAAAUGUGAGACAGGCUGGCACCUCCAGAAAAACUGCCUCUCAGCCUUGGUGUUCCGUGCAAGGUGAAAAAAAAUAGGUCCUCCAAGUUUACAGCUUAAAAUUAGGCUAGUGUGUGGCCCUGGAGACCACGAGGGGAGAAUUUAAAGUAGCCCUGACUGGCAGGGUCUAGGUGGCUGGCAGAGGCACAUGCAGACCCUGCCGGGAGCCCGCCCUAAGGACACAGGGCGGGUCAGUCUCCUUGCAGGAUGUGAGCAGCGUCCCUGGGCUCUAUCCACGAGGUGCCAGUAGCGUGUGCAGGUAUAUACAUGUGCGUGCACACCGUUAUGACACCCGGAAAUGUCUCAGGACGUCUAAAUGUGUCCUUGGGGGCAGAAGCGUCCCCAUUUGAGAAUCUGCCCCAGAGGAACACCACCACACCAGGCCUCAGGAUUUUGUGUUGAUCAAGUUCCAAGGAAAAGGAACAUCUCAGCCGGGCAUGGUGGCUCACGCCUGGAAUGCCAGCACUUGAGGCCAGGAGUUCGAGACCAGCCUGGGCAACGCAGUGAGAGACCCCAUCUCUA